This is a messenger RNA of Rhagoletis pomonella (apple maggot), 809 nucleotides long. RefSeq lists its product as uncharacterized. The coding region runs from base 69 to 458 and encodes 129 amino acids. The transcript has 2 exons. The record is from RefSeq and is a predicted model, not a curated record. Gene Ontology annotation, cellular component: nucleus. Lineage: Eukaryota; Metazoa; Arthropoda; Insecta; Diptera; Tephritidae.
AAAAUGCAUGAGUUAAAGCAAAUUAAAGCUGGUUAUGCAAAUAAUCGAGCCCGUUUGUCUACCGUAUUAUGUGUUUUAGGAAGCGUACAACGACCAGGGAGCAAUUUAAAUGUUUAGUUUCCAAAAUGAAGGAGCAUCCGGACAUAGCAAAAAUUUUUACUAAAAAUGCACCUGAUUUGGUAGAAAGAUUUUGGGAAAGUGUGCGAGAGGAGUUGAAUUCGAUUGGACCGCCAUCAAAAACCAUUGCCGAAUGGAAAAAGGUUUGGUCGGACUAUAAAUCGGCGAUAAAGAAGAAGCUCACGCAUAACAAAAGUGAGCUACAAGCGACUGGUGGAGAAGAAAAUAGGGAAAUUCCCUUAACAUCUAUGGAAGAAGAAGUUGCUACCCUUGUGUGUCUUAAUGAUUGCGUUGGUGGUAAACUCCAAACAGUUUGGAGUGCCACAGGGGAGAAAUUAUGAUGACGCAGUUCCAUCUACAUCGAGAAAUGUUCCACAGAUGAAAGCUUCUGCUACGAGAGAUGUACCGCAGGAGAGAAUAUCUGAGGACACUUCUCCACCUACUCGGAGAGAUUACGAUGGUAUUGAAGCUCAUGAAGACGUAAAUAUUGAGAAUGACCAAAAUAUUUCUAACCAAAGAAGAAAAAAGAGACCCGAGCAAUUCGAUUUAUUAGAGAAGCAAAUAGGGGUUCAAGAAAGACUGUACGAAAAAGUGUCUGAGGCUGUUGAGAACCAACAGGAAUAUUUUCAACACAUGAGGGACCAUUUAAAAAGACUGAAUAGAUCAGUAGAGAGGCUAGGCGACCAAAAAAA